Molecule: messenger RNA, 2468 nt
Organism: Cyclopterus lumpus (lumpfish)
Lineage: Eukaryota; Metazoa; Chordata; Actinopteri; Perciformes; Cyclopteridae
Gene: mau2
Product: MAU2 sister chromatid cohesion factor
Exons: 18
Coding region: 48-1844 (598 amino acids)
Biological process (GO): mitotic sister chromatid cohesion; maintenance of mitotic sister chromatid cohesion
Cellular component (GO): chromatin; SMC loading complex
Molecular function (GO): double-stranded DNA binding; protein binding
Source: RefSeq, a predicted model, not a curated record
CCGGCGGUCUGGCCAUAGCGCUGAAAAACUUGUUGUUGUCGGGGAAAAUGGCGUCAAACGUUGAGGCCCCGGAGCGCUGGUACCUCGCCCUUCUCGGCUUUGCGGAGCAUUUUCGAACCUCCAGUCCGCCCAAAAUUCGGCUCUGCGUCCACUGUCUACAGGCGGUGUUUCAGUUCAAGCCGCCGCAGAGGAUCGAGGCCCGGACGCACCUUCAGCUGGGCUCGGUCCUCUACCACCACACCAAGAACAGCGAGCUGGCCCGCAGCCACCUGGAGAAAGCGUGGUUCAUAUCUCAACAAGUCCCUCAGUUCGAAGAUGUCAAAUUUGAAGCUGCCAGCAUUUUGUCAGAACUCUUCUGCCAACAGAAUCUGGUGGACUCUGCAAAACCCCUCCUGCGCAAGGCCAUCCAGAUAUCGCAACAAACGCCAUACUGGCACUGCAGAUUGUUGUUCCAGUUGGCGCAACUUCAUACACUGGAGAAAGACUUGGUGUCGGCGUGUGACCUGCUGGGGGUCGGAGCCGAGUACGCCCGAGUGGUCGGGUCGGAAUAUACCAGGGCACUGUUUCUCCUCAGUAAAGGAAUGUUGCUGCUAAUGGAGAGGAAGCUCGGGGAGGUGCAUCCUCUGCUCACGCUGUGCGGAACUAUUGUAGAAAACUGGCAGGGAAACCCCAUCCAGAAGGAGUCCCUGAGGGUCUUCUUCCUGGUCCUGCAGGUCACACACUACCUGGAUGCUGGACAGGUGAAGAGCGUGAAGCCGUGUCUGAAGCAGCUGCAGCAGUGCAUCCAGACCAUUUCGACGCUCCACGACGACGAGAUUCUGCCCAGCAACCCGGCCGACCUCUUCCACUGGCUGCCCAAGGAGCACAUGUGUGUCCUCGUCUAUUUGGUGACGGUCAUGCACUCCAUGCAAGCGGGCUACCUGGAGAAAGCUCAGAAGUACACAGAUAAGGCUCUUAUGCAACUAGAGAAACUAAAAAUGUUGGACUGCAGCCCCAUCCUCUCGACCUUUCAAGUCAUUCUACUGGAGCACAUCAUCAUGUGUCGGCUCGUCACGGGCCACAAGGCCACGGCGCUACAAGAGAUCUCUCAGGUGUGCCAGCUGUGCCAACAGUCCCCCAGGUUAUUCACCAACCACGCUGCUCAGCUGCACACGCUAUUAGGUCUGUACUGUAUCUCGGUGAACUGUAUGGAUAACGCAGAGGCCCAGUUCACCACGGCUCUGCGGCUCACCACGCACCAGGAACUGUGGACGUACAUCGUAACCAACUUAGCCAGCGUCUACAUACGGGAAGGGAACCGACACCAGGAGUUGUACAGCCUCCUAGAGAGAAUAAACCCAGACCAUAACUUCCCAGUAAGCUCUCAUUGCCUCCGUGCUGCCGCCUUCUACAUCAGAGGACUCUUGUCCUUCUUUCAAGGACGCUACAACGAGGCCAAACGCUUCCUAAGGGAAACCCUGAAGAUGUCUAACGCCGAGGACCUGAACCGACUGACCGCCUGCUCCCUGGUUCUGCUCGGCCACAUCUUCUACGUUCUGGGCAACCACAGAGAAAGCAACAACAUGGUGGUACCCGCCAUGCAGCUGGCCAGCAAGAUCCCCGACAUGUCCGUUCAGCUCUGGUCUUCGGCGCUGUUGAAAGACUUGAACAAGGCCCUCGGGAACACCAUGGACGCCCACGAGGCGGCCCAGAUGCACCAGAACUUCUCCCAGCAGCUGCUGCAGGACCACAUCGCCGCCUGCAGCCUCCCCGAGCAUAACCUCAUCAGUUGGACCGACGGCCCCCCUCCGGUCCAGAUCCAAGCCCAGAACGGCCCGACCACCAGCCUCGCCAGCCUCCUAUGAGACCCCCUCCCCUCCCCCCAACCCCCCCUCUGUCUCUCACGUGGCAGAAGCCGGUACAUUAUCACGAGCGACAGAUCGAUGCCUGAACAACAACCCGCCGUCAGAACCGCCGUCGCUGAGAUUUGAGAGGAUUUAUUUUAUUAUUUUUUUAAACAGGUCGCAGAAAUUUUUAGGCCUUAUCACUUUAUUAGUUUCUCGAAGAUCGCUUCCUGAUUGUCCGUCACUUCUUUUAAUGGUUGUAAAGCAAUUGCAACCGCUGUCGUGCAUGUAUUACACACUUUCUGAUGGCGUGGACGCGGGGGGCCGGCUCUCUUGACUCUGGGCACAUAGCGGCGUAUAAAAGGGGCCUCUUGGGCUCGGGCGGAGGCAACCCUUCUCUACGGGUUGCCGGGUUUCUCUUCCAUUUGUUGGAGAUUUUAAAAGGGGGGAGGGCAGAAAAAAAAUGUAGAAGAAAUUAAUUUAUUCAUGUUGAUAUUUUUGUAUCUGUUGGUAAAUAUUUUACAUCUUGCCUUUUUUUGUAAGGAUCCUGUUUUUGUUUUGUUUUUUCAUGCAUGGAAGUUUCUAAUGUGGACUCCCUGUACACUAGUUUGGGUUGCUAACUAAAUAAAUUCUUGGUUGAUUUUA